AUGAAGGGUUCCAUCCUCGCGGCCGCCGCCCUGCAGCGUCGCUGUGUCGCCCUCUUCAUCCUGGUCCCCGGUCCCGAGGAGACCUGCGGCUGCAGCACCAAGGUCAUCACCGUUUGGGGCUCCCCUACCUUGGUGCCCGAGGUGACUCCCGAGUCCACCACCACCAGCACCAGCACUCUGCACUCGACCAGCACCGCCACCCAGACUGUCACCGUGACCCCCUCGGUCCAGCCUGUUGCCAGCCCGUCUCCGGCGACCCCCGCGGCGACUCUGCCCACUCCCGGUGUGACCAGCUUCUCCUCCACCGGUGUCUACACCAUCCCGGCCACCACCCUGACCGUGACCGACACCACCACCGUCUGCGGUGCCACCACCACCGAGGUGCCCAGUGGUACUCACACCAUCGGUGGAGUGACCACCGUUGUUGAGACCAGCACCGUCAUCACUUGCCCCUACGCUACCGUCAAGCCCAGCGGUACCACCGUGACCAGCGUCAUUGAGAUGACCACCUACACUUGCCCCGCCGCCGGUACCUACACCGUCGUCCCCGGCACCGUCACCUCCGUGCCCACCAGCACCGUCCUGGUCUACCCUACCCCCCAGACCAUCACCCCCGGCACCUACACCCAGCCCGCCACCGUGGUGACCGUCACUCGCACUGACUACACCUACGUCUGCCCCUUCUCCACCGGUCUCGCUAGCACCACCGCCCCCGCGGCCACUGUCCCCGCCGUGGCUGCCACCACCACUGCCGUCCCCGUUCCCGUCGCCACCUCCGCCGUCAGCUCCGCUCCCUCCGUUGUGAGCUCCGCUCCUUCCGUCGUCAGCUCUUCUCCCGCUCCCGUGAGCACUGGCUCCAGCAGCUCCGGCGUCACUGGCGCUGGCCAGUACGGUAUGACCUUCUCCCCGUACACCAACGGUGGUGACUGCAUGCCCCAGUCCGACAUUUUCAACAACCUCAAGAUCAUCAAGAGCAAGGGCUUCGAUCUGGUCCGUGUCUACUCCACUGACUGCAACGGCCUCGAGUACAUCGGCUCCGCUUGCAAGGAGCUCGGUCUCAAGAUCAUGAUGGGUGUCUUCAUUGACGGUUCCGGUAUCUCCGCCGCUCAGCACCAGGUCGAUGCCAUCGCCAAGUGGGCUCAGUGGGAUAUGGUCGAGCUCAUCGUUGUUGGUAACGAGGCCAUCUCCUCCGGCGCUUGCUCCGCGGGCGACCUUGCCGGCUUCGUUGCCUCCAGCAAGGCCACCUUCAAGGCUGCUGGUUACUCUGGCCAGGUCACCACCACUGAGCCCAUCAACAUCUGGCAGCAGUACGGCAAGUCCACUCUCUGCGGUGUGGUCGACAUUGUUGGUGCCAACAUCCACCCCUUCUUCAACGCCCAGGUCACCGCCGAGCAGGCCGGUGAGUUCGCCCUCGCUGAGCUGAAGGAGCUCGAGGAGAUCUGUGGCAAGGAAGUCAUCAACUGCGAGACUGGCUGGCCCAACGCUGGUGACGCCAACGGCCUCGCCGUUCCCGGCACCGCUCAGCAGGAGGCUGCUAUCAAGUCCAUCGUCUCUGCCAUUGGCUCCAAGUCCGUCUUCUUCUCCUACGCCGAUGAUGGCUGGAAGAAGCCCGGUGCCUUCAACGUUGAGCAGCACUGGGGCUGUGCCUCCGUCUUCUAA
Molecule: messenger RNA, 1659 nt
Organism: Penicillium oxalicum
Lineage: Eukaryota; Fungi; Ascomycota; Eurotiomycetes; Eurotiales; Aspergillaceae
Gene: btgE
Product: putative cell wall glucanase (Scw11)
Exons: 2
Coding region: 1-1659 (552 amino acids)
Biological process (GO): cell wall organization
Cellular component (GO): cell surface; extracellular region; fungal-type cell wall
Molecular function (GO): 1,3-beta-glucanosyltransferase activity; glucan endo-1,3-beta-D-glucosidase activity
Source: RefSeq, a predicted model, not a curated record